UAGACCGGGGAAAGUUGUUUCCUGAAGUUGACACUCUGCUGAUCAUUUCUACACCAAAGCCUUAGUACCUGUAGAAAAUGACUUCAACAUAUCUUUCGUAUUUUCUAUAGACUUUUUUUUUUUGUUUUACUCUCCAGACGUCCCGCAGGUGAUCCGAUCUGUCUGACGGAAAGAUGAGCUCAAAGCAUGAAGACACAGAGAGGAGCCUGCAGGCCCAACUAGCCGAGUGUCGAGCCCAGGCUGAGCACUGGCAGGGUGUGGCAACGAUCUGCGAGCUGAGCAAACAGGAGGAACUUACAGAGCUGCAAAAACAAUAUGAUCAAGAGAUCCAGUCUCUGCAGGAGGCCCUCAGAGAGACAGCAGCUCAGUACGAGGCCCGAAUAGCCGUUCUGCAGUCUCAGCCUGUGGAGUGGAGAAGAGGCAGUGGACAGAACCUGAUCAGUGGAAGGAAAGGCAGAGCAGACACAGAAUCUGCAACAUCAAUCAACAACAACCUGACAGAGGCUGAGGUGACGGGAUCACCAGAUAGGACACACGGCCAAGCAGCAGAGCUCGAGGGAGCGGCAGAGGGUUUUUUUUCACUGCGUCAGUGCGAUUCGGCUUCUCUGUCGUCCUUCUCCUUAGACACACCUUCACUACCCAGAAAACCCCACAGUCAGGAUGACACAGACUCUCUGGUUUCCACUGGGACUUUGGUACCUGAGGCCAUCUAUCUGCCGCCUGCUGGACACCGACUGGUCACACACAACGACUGGGACGCACUUAAUGCUCAGGUGUCAGAGCUGCGAGGAGAAGUGAGUCGACUACAGUCUGAGAAAGAGGAUCUGGAGCGAGAACUGGAUACACAGACCAAUCAAACACACAAACAGGUUUCAAUGCUCCAGUCUCAGGUCCAGACUUCAGAGUCCCUUUUACAGGACUUGCAGAAAUCUUUGAGCCAGUCACAAAACGCCGUUCAGAGUCGACUGGCAGAACUUUCCCUGUCCCAGAGGAAGAUGUGCAGUGAGCUGUCCAGACUGAAGGGAGAGGAGGUUGAGGAUGAAGGACCAGAGUCGUCAUUUCCUGCAACGCUGCAGGGGGCGCACUGUGAAGAGCGUCUACGGAUUGAGAUAGUCAACCUGAGGGAGCAACUGGAUACUCGGACAGAGGAAAAUGAAGUUUUAGAGGUUUCACUUUCCAGUCUAAAGACGGAGACAGAGAGGAUCCAGGCUCAGAAGGACCAGGUGCAGGCUGAGCUGCUGGCCUGUCGCACUGAGCUCGAAGCCCUGAGGGUGGCACUCUCUCAUGUGCAGAGCAACAACAAGACCCUCAGCAAUGAUAAAGCGGCGCUCCAGCAGCAGUGUCUGGAGCUCCGCAGCCAAGUGAUCAGCCUUCGCUCCCAGGUCGACACCAGCCAGACUGUACAGAGGGACUUUGUCCAGCUCUCACAGUCACUGCAGGUGAAGCUGGAGUUGAUUCGUCAGGCUGAGAGUCUCGAACAGGUCAGGAGGAUUCUGGAGGAGGGGGUCAGUGAGGAUGGGUCACCCCCUGCAGAUGCCUCGUGAGUGUUUGGAAGCCAUAACUAAAGACCAAAGAGGACCGACCAAGAAGAAACAUUCCAAUAAAGCUAAAGUGACCAGAGCCACAUGAAAUACAGACACUGUGGGUGAACACUGGGAUUAUUACAGCCACUGCUGCUGGGACAUGUGACACUGGAGAUAGUUACAUACAGAGGCAUUAUUAUUAUUAUUAUUAUUAUUAUUAUUAUUAUUAUUAUUAUUAUUAUUAUUAUUAAGUGUAAUCUUAGUCACAGAAGGUCUUGCUUCAUGACCAAAGGGAUGUGUCAUGAUGAGCAAUGACGCGUUUUCCCACAUUCCUUUUUCUGACAUAUUUGCUCAUAUACUAAUACAUAUGUAAAUGUAUUGUGUUUAUAAAACUGACACGACUCCAGAGAAACACUCCACAGUCCAACGCUCGAUUUUGCACUCUGUCAGUAAUUAAUAUGCAAACUACACAAGUAUUUCUCUGUGCACACUUUUUACAAUGGUCUCUGAAGAAACAAGAACACUCUUAGUGCAAUAAUGAAAUGCUAUAAAGUAAUGACUCCACUAAAUUUACUGCGGAUCUCAUGCAAUUUUAAAACCUGUAGGAAUGAUUUUUUUUUUAGUUUUUCUUGUUGACUCUUGUCUCAUUUAAAAAAAAAGUGUGUAUUUGAAAAGAAACUAAAGAAGCAGUGGAGAAACAUAAAUGCACAACAUGUCGACACUGUAUUUUGUAUUAGUGUAUGAUAAUGAAGAAUAGGCUGGUG
Molecule: messenger RNA, 2287 nt
Organism: Sphaeramia orbicularis (orbiculate cardinalfish)
Lineage: Eukaryota; Metazoa; Chordata; Actinopteri; Kurtiformes; Apogonidae
Gene: rabep2
Product: rabaptin, RAB GTPase binding effector protein 2
Exons: 12
Coding region: 174-1544 (456 amino acids)
Biological process (GO): endocytosis
Cellular component (GO): intracellular membrane-bounded organelle
Molecular function (GO): growth factor activity; GTPase activator activity
Source: RefSeq, a predicted model, not a curated record